Necator americanus (New World hookworm) is the source of this 279-nucleotide messenger RNA. RefSeq lists its product as uncharacterized. NCBI's taxonomy places the organism in Eukaryota, Metazoa, Nematoda, Chromadorea, Rhabditida, Ancylostomatidae. The transcript has a single exon. The record is from RefSeq and is a predicted model, not a curated record. Bases 1 to 279 code for a protein of 92 amino acids.
AUGUCCACGCUCGAACGCGUAGGUCCAUCCCAAAGAAAGUUAUCCUUUUAUCCUUUAGUGGCCUUAAUUAAAGCUGUGGAAUGUAAGAAAAAGUGGAAUACGCUAAGGAAGUCGUUCGAUUCGUGCUUCAAGCCAGGUGGAAAAGUGAAUCCAGCUGGAAAAACGGAGAAAUAUCAUAGUUCAUCGCCAGCUCCUACACCAGCUCUAUGGUUCAAGGAAGUAUGUCGAAAAAUGUUCAUUUUUCAAUUCGUUUGUGCAAAGACUCGUGACAGCAUCUAG